AUGGCUGCCAUGGCGCCCCAAGCAGACGCCUCCAUUGCGAAAACUGGUGCGGAAGUCAAGCUGAGACGAAAGAUCGAUUUCACCAUCCUACCAAUGCUCAUGCUCGGCCUCUUCGCCCUCCAACUGGACAGAGGAAACGUGGGCUACGCAAUGACAACAUCCUUCACUGACGAUCUCGGCAUAAACAACGACAACGUCAACACCGGAAACCAACUCAUGCUCGCAGCCGUCGUGGUGUUCGAAAUACCCUUUAACAUGGUCCUAUCAAAAAUCGGACCAGCGCUUUGGCUCAUCAUCCAGAUUUUGGCUUGGGGAACAAUCGCAACGGCGCAAGCAGCUGUUCACAAUAAACCGGGUUUCUACGCUACGCGAUUCCUGCUGGGGAUGUGGGAAGCUGGAUAUCUAGCUGCUGCGCUAACAAUUCUUGCUUCGUUUUAUACGAGGAAGGAGAUGGCGAUGAGGGCUACACUGGUGUAUGUUGGGAAUUAUUGCUCUGCGGGCGUGAGUGGACUUCUUGCGGGGUUGAUCUUCAGAAUUCCGGAGACGAGUGGUUUGAAGAAAUGGCAGUGGCUUUUCAUCAUCGAUGGUCUCUUCACGCUGGUCGUUGCCUUUGUUUUCAUCUUGAUCAUGCCUCGUUCGACGACCAACACGCUUCCAUUGGCGGGCGUCAAGUGGUUCGACCUUUUCACGGCUGAAGAGAGGGACAUCCUGGCUAAGCGCGUCAUUCUCGACGAUCCACGCAAGGAGGUAAAGCUUUCUGGAAUCAGUCCCAAGACCGCACUGCGCAUCCUCUUGACCAGCUUUCCGAUGUGGGGUCAUUUUGGCAUCAAUGCUAUUUCCAUCACGCCCAAAGGAGGGUUAGUUUUCUACACGCCCACCAUCAUCAAGAACCUUGGUUUCGGGGCAUCUACUGCGAGCUUUCUCGCAGCCGUUAGUAACUUUGGGGUGUGUAUCUUGGCCAUUCUCGUAUCGUGGGUUAGCGAUAAGACCUUAUCUCGAGGACCUUUAUGCUUACUUUGCGGCGUGUACUCACUGGUCUUCUCGGGAGUUCAAUUCGCUGUUGUUGGGAGCUCCGACGUUUGGAUGAAGUACGCUAUACUCACACUUCUGGGCUCCGGAGUGGCAGUAUCUCAGAGUCUCAAUGAUGCGUGGUUUAGUACCAACACUGAAGAUCCGCAGGUCCGUUGCAUCGGACUUGCGCUGGCUGUUGCAGGGUCAAACGUGGGAGGGUUAGCCGGGCAGAAUAUCUUUGUGAAGAGUGAUGCGCCAUACUAUCGCAACGGGUUUCUGAAGAUAUUGUGUCUCUAUGCGGCUAGUAUUGUGCUUGUCGCUGGGAUGAUAUUUUACUACUGGAAUGACAACAGGAGGAUGGAAAAGUCAGGAGAGCUUGAAGAUGCUGCAGAAACAGAAGCCUCUGGUGGAGUAAAGAAGAGAAGGGUGAGGAACCAGUUGUAA
Messenger RNA from Fusarium tjaetaba, 1455 nucleotides. Its product is annotated as nicotinamide mononucleotide permease. Gene Ontology annotation, molecular function: transmembrane transporter activity. Gene Ontology annotation, biological process: transmembrane transport. The coding region runs from base 1 to 1455 and encodes 484 amino acids. NCBI's taxonomy places the organism in Eukaryota, Fungi, Ascomycota, Sordariomycetes, Hypocreales, Nectriaceae. Gene Ontology annotation, cellular component: membrane. The transcript has 3 exons. The record is from RefSeq and is a predicted model, not a curated record.